AGAACAUGCCAUCACAGUUUCCCCCCUUGCCGAACCCGGCACUGGACCUUGCAGUAUUAGCGUCGUAAAUCACACUCAUAGCGGCGGUUCGCCCUGGUGUUCUACUUUUCCGGCUCAAAUCUAAUUAAUCCAUCCUGGUGCUUCUCAGAGCGCGCUUCUCGGCAGACAACGGACCGGACAGAGCAGCCAUGGGGCUCCUUUCUUUCUUCAUGCCCAACCCGGGCAAGAUAGCAAGGUUCAGGCCCGAUUCCUAUCUGUACACCAAAACCAUCAAUGGCCACGAGAUCGCCUUCACCGACUUCGGCUACGUCCACGACGGCCCGGCCAUCGUGACUUUCUCCGGGUGGAACCAAGACCAUCGCGGCUGGAGCGACCUGACACCAUACCUGAUGGUGCAGUACCGCGUCAUCAGCGUGUGCUUCCGCGGCCACGGCCCCAACCGCGACCCGGUCGAGGACUUCGGCUUCGCCGACCAUGCCCGCGACGUCCUCGCCCUCCUGGACGCCCUGGGCGUCGACCGCUUCGUCUGCAUCGCCGCGUCGCACGGCUCGUGGGCCGCCAUGGAGCUUGCGCAGAUGGUGGGCCGGCAGCGCAUGCCGGCGCUCCUGAUCCUGGACCUCAGCAUGACCGAGGCGUCGCCGCAGUUCCUGGCCGCCCUCAAGGGCAUGCAGUCGCCCGAGACCUGGCGGUCCACCGUGCUGGCCCUGUUCCGGAGCUGGGGCAGCGGCGUGCCCAAGAUCAACAUCGCGGCCCAGGGUCUGCUCAACAUGGGCGGCUUCGGCUACGAGACCUGGUCCCGGUCGGGCAGGACCAUAGAGGAGGCCUACCGGACUUGGGGCACCCCUAUGGAGCGCAUGAAGCGGCUGUCGGAUCCCCCGCUGAUCCACCACGUCUACAGCCAGCCCGACAGUGCCGAGUAUGAGGCGCUGCAUCGGAGCUUCAAGCAGCAGCACCCCGAGUGGUUCUCAUACUCCCGUGCCAAGGGAAAGACUCACGUGCCGCAUAUUGAGAAGCCCGGCAUUGUGAGCAAGGAGACCAAGGCACUGAUUGCUAGGGCUCUGAAACGGCCAGGGCCAGAGAACGACAAGACGUCGCCAAAGUCGGGUUGAAGAUUUAUUCUCUCCGUCGUGUCGAGCAGAUUUAGGGCAUCACUUCAUGUACCAUUAUGUUGGCCUACAUCGCAAGAGUUCACUCCGACCCUGAAGAAGGGCUUUGGUUGCGCGCACUGGUGUUGCUUCUUGGGGGGUUCAUGCUGCGAUGCGUCACCCAAUUUACACAGUGGUGGUCGUUGUUUUAAUUUUCGUGGUUUUGUUCUGUAAGAAGCAUGUCACCAGCUAUACGCAAUGACCCCACCAGAGCCAGUUAGUGAAUCCCCGUGGAUGGAUUUUUGACGCGGAGUUUACUGUAGCUGGUCAUCUCUUGGGCUUGUGGCGAUUUACGAACCCCCGUGCCCCCAAUGC
Molecule: messenger RNA, 1460 nt
Organism: Phialemonium atrogriseum
Lineage: Eukaryota; Fungi; Ascomycota; Sordariomycetes; Cephalothecales; Cephalothecaceae
Product: alpha/beta-hydrolase
Exons: 1
Coding region: 189-1109 (306 amino acids)
Source: RefSeq, a predicted model, not a curated record